AUGCAGUCAGCAUAUUCUGAUUCUACGUAUUUUUUCUUCUUUCAUCCACACAGGUACUACGGCAGCAGUGUGCACAACACGAAGCUAUGGAUCGUCAUGGAGUUCAUGGCAGGCGGCAGUGUGGCUGACUUGCUCCAGGAGGCCCCUCUGGAUGAGGCGUCCAUUGCCUACAUUCUGCACGACCUGCUGCAGGCGCUGGAGUAUCUUCACUCGGAGAAGAAGAUUCACCGCGACAUUAAAGUAAUUGACCUGCUGCAGGCUCUGGAGUAUCUGCACUCAGAGAAGAAGAUCCACCGCGACAUCAAAGCAGCGGCCAACAUUCUGUUGAACGAGGAUGGGGAUGUCAAGGUGGCUGAUUUCGGUGUGUCCGCCAAGCUCACCAAAACCAUCUCGAAGCGAAAGUAUUCACAUCACAUGCAUGCCCCUCCUCUGCCUGCCACGUGUGCCCCCCUAUGCCUGCCACGUGUGCCCCCCUAUGCCUGCCACGUGUGCCCCCCCUACGCCUGCCACGUGUGCCCCCCUAUGCCUGCCACGUGUGCCCCCCUAUGCCUGCCACGUGUGCCCCCCUAUGCCUGCCACGUGUGCCCCACCACGCCUGCCACGCAUCUUUCUCCUAGGACACCACCAUCUUCCUCCUCCCGUCCACCCCGUCCUCUUCCUUCACCCCCCCAAUCCCCCACCUUGCAGGCGGACAUCUGGUCGCUGGGCAUAACAGCCAUCGAGAUGGCCAAGGGGGAGCCGCCCUUUGCGGAUCUGCACCCCAUGCGCGCGCUCUUCCUCAUUCCCAAGGACCCUCCGCCGCAGGUGAGAGUGUGUGCACAGGUAAGGGGCAUGGGUAUCCCCUUGGUGAGUGCGGAUCUGCACCCCGUGUGUGCGCUCUUCCUCAUCCCCAAGGACCCUCCGCCACAGUUGGACGAUCACUUUUCAAAGCCCUUCAAGGAGUUUGUCAAUCUCUGCCUCAACAAGACAGCCAGGGAGGUGAGAGGAGGGGGUGCGGAGUCGAGAGGGGUGGGUGGGUGGAGAUGUGAGAGUAAGAGGUGGGCAGGUGAGAGGGGUGAAAAGGGUGAGAGGUGGAAAGGAGAGGGGGAGGAAGGUGAUAAUGAGGCGGCUCUGCCCAGCGCCAAGGAAUUACUGAAGCACCGGUUUGUCAAAUACGCGCGCAAGACACCGCGGAUCAUUGACCGCGUGAGGGAGAGGGUGGAGAGUGCGGGGGAGCGAGUGGUAUCGCCCCGUAUGAAGCCAGACGACCCUGACCUUGUCUCAAAACUCGCUGCUGGUGUUGCUGCCAGCACCGUCGCUGCUGCCACCGCUGCCAGCAGCGCUCCUAGGCACUCGCGCAUGGCGAGUUGGGAUUUUGGCACGGCCACGGGCACCAUGAAGCCCACUGAGACGCUUCGCAGGCAGAUUCGCGCUGCUGUUGCUGAUCCCUCUGAAGGGGGGCCUGAUGGCCUGGGGCGGGAUGAUGGGGGAGGGGGAGGCGGAGGGAGCGGGGGAGGGGGAGGCGGAGGGAGCGGGGGAGGGGAUGGGUAUGAUGGGGGGAAGCGGAGUGGCACUGUGCGGCGCAAGCCGCGUGAUUCUGGGAGUGGGACUGUAAAGAAGGGCGCGAAUACAGGCACGGUUAAGGCCAGCAAGGGGAAAGGGGGGUCGUCGGGGGGAGGCGCAGGGGGAGGAGGCGGGGGAGGAGGAGGAGGGGGAGGCGGAGGGGAGGAGGGAGUGGCGAAUGGGGAGAAAGGGGGGUUGUAUGGGAGCGGGUGGGGGAGUGAGAGUGAGGGCUCAGGCACCGAAGAAGAUGGGUGCGCUCUCUUUCUUUCCUCCCGCUUUGCCAACCCUUUUCCUUUGCCUCACAGGAGGGCGGCAAGGGGCGCAGGAGAGGCAGCAAGCCGCCCGUGUCUGAUGGCUCUCGAGCGGUAUGAUGGGUGGUGGCAUGGAUGGGAUGUGAUGGCAAUGAUAACACGGUCUGACUCUGCAGAGGGCGGAAGAAAGGAGGACUCGGAAACGAACAUGGCGGAGGCACUGAAGGCCAUGAAGGGGGGAAAGAGCCAUGCUGCGUUGACUCAUAUGUUCCUUCCUUCUGUGCCCUCUCCCUGUUGUCCCUCUUUUGUGUUCCUCCUUCCGCAUUCCUUUCCUCAGUCUGAGGAGGGCGGAAGAAAGGAGGACUCGGAAACGAACAUGGCGGAGGCACUCAAGGCCAUGAAAGGGGGAAAGAAGGGCGGGGGAGGGCGGGCGAGCAGAGGAGGCGGGGGAGGGGGAGGAGGGGGGGGAGAUGCCAUGGACAGUGGCACAGUUCGAACAAGAAAACCCAAGGCAGGGGGGCGGAAGGGCGGUGGGGGAGGGGGAGGGGAGGAGCAGGGAGGAGCGCGAGUGGCUGGCAGGGAUGCUGCUGUGUCGUCCUCGCCUCUGCUCUCCCUUGUGCUCAUGCCUGCAUUUAAAGAGAAACAGCAGCAGCAGCAAGCAAGGAUAAUGUCCCCUUCUUUCUUCUCUGAUUCAAAUCCCCUGGUCACACCAGGCCUGGCAGCAGCAGAUGCACGGGUGGAGAUGGAAGGAAGCCUGCUCGGCAAGCUCGGCAGAGCAUCAGAGGAGGUACCCCCCUCCCGUGACCUGAAAGCCAACGCUCGCAGGCAGUUUGGAUGGGGUAACUAA
Molecule: messenger RNA, 2640 nt
Organism: Closterium sp. Naga37s-1
Lineage: Eukaryota; Viridiplantae; Streptophyta; Zygnematophyceae; Desmidiales; Closteriaceae
Source: the annotation of a GenBank genome assembly